Morchella importuna is the source of this 819-nucleotide messenger RNA. RefSeq lists its product as uncharacterized. Lineage: Eukaryota; Fungi; Ascomycota; Pezizomycetes; Pezizales; Morchellaceae. The transcript has a single exon. The coding region runs from base 1 to 819 and encodes 272 amino acids. The record is from RefSeq and is a predicted model, not a curated record.
AUGGCAAGGGCAGGCGGAUCGUCUGCAGGGAUGCAGCAGACAACCCACAUGCUCCGGGCAACCCCUCAACCCCCUCCUCCAUUUGAAUCGGUACGUCUCCAGCAGCAACAGCAGCAACAGCAGCAACAGCAGCAGCAGCAACAGCAGCAACAGCAGCAACAGCAGCAGCAGCAACAGCCCCCAGCGGGGCGAACGUUUCAGUCGCUCUCUGGUGAUACGGGGCCGUAUGCUAGUUACGCGCCCCCGCCCCCGCCCCCACCUCCACCCCCACCUUCUCACCAAGAUGCUCUUGCAUGCCUGCAGAGAGAAUAUCCGAUACAGCGACGAGCAUCUCGCCGGUAUUCUGCCUAUCAAAUUGCUAAACUCACUGGGACAUCACCGAAUGAGGUAGCCGUGUCAGCCAGUAGCAGCCCAUCAUUAAAGAAGAAAAGAAAAAGUAGCAACCCAUCAUAUACUAGCACGAUCGAAUCUACUAGCACGGACGACACACCCAGCGGCAUCAUCACGAGGCUAUCACGCUUGCAGCUAUUUUCAGGUCACUUUGAAUCUUCACAAGCUUUACUUGACGUCAUCGGGGUAUCAGAAAAUGUGAUUAAAGAAGUGGGUGACUGGACUAAAAAUGGGAAAGAGACGAUCUGGGUGUCAGUUGUUGUAGUUGUUUGGUUACGGAAACUAUUGGCGAAAUAUAGCGAGGAAUGGGAAAUGAUGGCAGAUAAGGCGUGGAACUGCGCUAUGAGUGAGUUAGACGCAGAGGAGGUCAAAAAGAUGGAAGCUGAAGCUGAAAAGGUCGCGGAGGGAAGUACCAGGGUCUUCGACUAG